Carcharodon carcharias (great white shark) is the source of this 3109-nucleotide messenger RNA. It is a transcript of the gene letmd1, whose product is annotated as LETM1 domain containing 1. The transcript is spliced from 9 exons. NCBI's taxonomy places the organism in Eukaryota, Metazoa, Chordata, Chondrichthyes, Lamniformes, Lamnidae. Gene Ontology annotation, biological process: intracellular monoatomic cation homeostasis. Gene Ontology annotation, cellular component: mitochondrial inner membrane. Gene Ontology annotation, molecular function: ribosome binding. The record is from RefSeq and is a predicted model, not a curated record. Bases 28 to 1098 code for a protein of 356 amino acids.
ACCCGCCCAGCUCCUUUGCUUACCAAAAUGGCGCUGACCAGAAGCUGUUUUAAAUUCCAGGGAUUGAGAGAAUGUCACUUUUCCGAAUUUUUACGCUAUCCGACAGUCUGUGUCUCCCAGCUUACUGGUCACCCGUUGUCACCAUUUUUUACAACAGCGAAGAGGAGUACUUUAAGUUCAGCCAUCAUCUCAAAGGCCAAACGUUUGAAUGCAAAAUACGAACAAUUUCUGGAAAAAAACUUUCCACGUUUUUAUGUGAUCUACUCAACCUUUUUCAGAGGUUUUCGUUUAUUGUAUCUUGACUUCAAGGAAGUCAGUGGAAUAAAGCAUAAGAUGGCUGAUCAGGGACUAAAGUACUACCAGCUGCCUUACAGAGAAAUGGAAAAAUUAAGACAGUUUCGCAGAGAUGUUAUAAAGGUGAUACCUGUGGUGCUUCUAUCACUUCCACCGUUUGCAAACUAUAUGGUGUUUAUAUUGAUGUAUUUCUUUCCACGGCAGUUGUUAAUAAGACACUUCUGGACCCACGAACAGCAGCAGGAGUUCAUGGAAAUCUACCACUCGAUGCGGGCUCGGGUUUACCCAAAUGCUGUGAGGAAUUUGACCAAAGCAGUGUCAAGAGUACCAGACAGGCGACUGAAAAGCCAACUAUUACAACUCUGCAGUAAAGUUCAGGAAGGCAUCCACCCAAAAAUCUCCCAGCUGCAUGUGGUGGCAAAGCUGUUCUCAAGGCAUCCAUUAGAAAUGCGAUACAUUGACGCACGCCAGACGAAAAUCUUGAGUCAGGUGAUGUUCCUCACUCCACACGUGCCUACCUUCGUUGCGCGCCAUCGCCUCCAGGGCCACAUAAUGGAGAUUCAUCAUUUGGACCAAGCUCUAAAUGUUUUAGGCGUGCACAACCUGUCGGACGAUGAACUGAGGAGUGCAUGUUAUGUAAGAGGUCUGAAUUCGGUGCACCUGAACGCAACACAGUGCGAGGAGUGGUUGACUAAAUGGGUCCAGCUUUCUAAGAAAUUAGAAGAUUCUGAAGCCUCGCUGCUGUUACACAGCAUGGUGUUACUUUCCACAAAUUACCACAAUUCCAGAAAAAUUAAACCUUAAAUGCAAAACUGGAAGUGGCCAUCAUCUAUGUUUACCCAAGACAUCUGUGUUGUGUUGACAACAAUUUGUUCCUGCAUAACUGUGAGUGAGAAUCCAGAAUUCAAAAGCUUUUCAUAAUUAGCUCACCACCUAUGGUGUAAUGAUUGUGCUUGGAGGCAGGUUUCCCCUAAUGAAAUUCAAUGCAAAUAUCAGAAAGAAAAAGAUGUAUUUCAUUGUUUACUUAAAGCACAUAUCUGAAUUAGUUUAAAAGAAACUAAAUGUUUUUGGACCAGUACUUUUUUUUUAAGCUUUAAGAUUAUUUGUGAUGUGUUAUAAAUUUUGCAGUUAAUUCACGUGCAGAUUUUUGGUUGUUGGAAGAUUUGAUCAUUAGUGGGAAAGGAACACUUAAAUUGCUGACAAAAUAAGUGAGGCUAUUUUGUUCCCGUAAUUUAUGUGCAAAUGUCACAGCAACUUCAGAUGAGGGCAAAUGCACAAUUAAAUGUAAAAAUCAAAGUUGCUGUUGGAGAUGCACCGCUCUGCUAAUAGCUUUGUGAUAAAGGCAUGUCACUGUCUGGCUCAUUAUUUGAAUUCUGAGUGGUGUGAAAUUCCUGUACUUGCAUUAUAUAAACUUACUUAAAAAAGUCACUGAAUACUUAACUUUAUCAAUUUCUAGUCACACGACUCUUCAUUUAUGCAGCUAUAUUUUGUUGAAAUAUAGAAGGGACAUGGAAAAUUCACCUUUUGCACAAUAGGUGGCGCUCAAGACCACCCUAAUGCCUGUAAUCCACCCUCCAUGCCAGAAAUAAUCAGGCCAACAUUAAAACUAAAGCAAAAUAUUGCAGAUGUUGGAAAUCUGAAAUAAAAACAAAAUUCUGAAAAGACUCAAAAUCUUUGGAGAGAAAUAGUUAACAUUUCAGGUUGAACGACCUUUUGUCAGAAUUCUGCUGGCCAAACACAAUGAAGUACCUGCUGUCAAGUCUACUGAUUAAACACAUUAUUGGCACCAAUUGGUGAUAUCUUCUACCCGGUCAUACUUGAAAUGUUGCUGCCUACAAUACACCCAUAUAUUUUUUUUUAAAUGUUCCUACUAAUUCUAGCUCCUUUCUAUUUCACACUACUUUUUGUGAUGUGAUUUCACCACACUCACCAGAGCAGCAAGACAUUACUCUGCCAUUCAAAAUGUAAGGUUGCUUUGUGACAUUAAAGUUGAAGCAUUGAUGCUAGGAAAAUGACUUGUGUGCUGUACAGGGUCAUUUCUUUCUUAAAUUCAGAAUUAUGAUAAUUUUACAUAGAAUCCGGGACAGUUGUUGCUACUUUCCCAAUUCAAGUUAGUUUUGCAUCUAAUUUCACUUAAACCUUUAUACUGCAAUGCUGUGGUUUGAGUACCUAAAAUACAAAAGAGUAGAAUUUGAAAUAUUUCUUUCAAAGUUGGACGAAAGAUGCUGGGGGUGAUUUUCACCUUCAACAUCCAGCUGGUAGCCGAACAGAUUGCCUGCCUAACUUUUAUCCAAUUGAUGUCAGUGAAGGUGAAAAUAACCUUACUAUGUCUGUCCUUUCUAAAAAAAAAAGUGCAACAGACAUUUCCAUACUUGAACCUGAAACUGCAUCAUUUAUUAAUAUGAAUAUAAACAACUUAAAUCAUUUUAUGAAUUGAGUUUAGAUUUCCCAAUUGAAUAUUAACCAACAUUACUCAUGCUUAUCUAAAUAGGCAUUUGAAUGAACAGCACUUACAUUGCACUGAUGAUAACCUGCUUGGAUGUUCCAGUACUACUGAUUCUGUUAAUUUUUUAAAUUGUGUUUCAAUUGUGCACUGCAUAAGCCAUUAAAAAAAGUUUACUUUUUUGAGUUGUAUUAUUUUUGAAUAUGAAAAUGGAUGACUUAAUAAGUAUUUCUAUUUUGAGAUGUACUGUGAGUGAAUAUAUGUGUUUGAAGUGGUAAUGAGGAUUGUGUGUAAAUUGGGCUCAGUUGUGGGUAAUUUCAAUGUGGAAAAAUGGUAAAACUCCUGGUAUGUGAAUAAAAAUAUUUUGUAUUU